Molecule: messenger RNA, 4050 nt
Organism: Salmo salar (Atlantic salmon)
Lineage: Eukaryota; Metazoa; Chordata; Actinopteri; Salmoniformes; Salmonidae
Product: macrophage mannose receptor 1-like
Source: RefSeq, a predicted model, not a curated record
AGUACAGGUGUUGAAAUGCACCUGUAUAACAUCCACUUGUGAUAGAGGUGACAGAACCAUUCAGAGACAGAGAGAGAGAGAGAGAGAGAGAGAGAGAGAGAGAGAGAGAGGGAGAGAGAGAGAGAGAGAGAGAGAGAGCGAGAGAGAGAGCAGACAACAAAGUAAUACAACCACAAAGACAACAUCUAAAGCACCAGUAAACAUCAGGGAUGGACCAGCCUCUGUUCCUCCUCCUUGUUUUCUCAGGGCUGUCCAUCCUCCCCUCAUCCCUCCCUCAUCAGUUCCACUUUGUGAACAUGACAAAGACCUGGACUGAAGCUCAGCGUUUCUGCAGACAGAACUACACUGACCUGGCCACCAUAGAUGACAUGGCAGACAUGAAGAAGCUCAAAUACACAGUAUCAGCUAGUUGGAGAGGAUCAGCCUGGAUAGGGCUGUAUAACAUAAUCUGGAGGUGGUCUCUGGGAGACAGAGAGUUAGAGGGGAAGGGGUUUUGGGAUGAUCAUCAUCCAAAUAAUGAAUCCAAAACGUUUUGUGUGUAUAUGUUGCUAAAUGCGACUUGGCAAAAUUAUGACUGUAGUAAAACAUUUUAUUUUGUCUGCUAUGAUGAAACAAUUGUGACCAAUAAGUACAUUCUCAUUGCUGAAUAUAAAACUUGGAGUGAUGCUCAGCUCUACUGUCGGGAGAAACACACAGACCUGGCCAGUGUGAGGAACACAACAGAGAGGGACGCCAUUAAGAGUAUCUUACCUAACGUCACUGAUAUCUACAGAGUGUGGAUUGGCCUGAAUAAAUCUCUUGGAGUCUGGAGGUGGUCCGACCAGAGUGGCUUCUCUAUCAAGAGCUGGGAAACAUACAAGGAGAACAAUGCAGAUGGGAGUUAUCAGAACGGAGAGUUCUGUGGUGAAGUUACUUUCCCUUCUGGAAAGUGGAAUUAUCAGGGUUGUACCACCAACACUAAUUUUAUCUGCUAUGACGAUGAACUGGUCCUGGUCACAGAGAACAAGACGUGGUCAGAAGCCCUGUGGCACUGCAGAGACCUGGACAUGGAGCUGGUGUCUGCCCACAACCAGAGAAUCCAGCACUGGGUCCAACAGAGAGCCAAGAUGGCCUCCAGUCUCUUCGUCUGGCUGGGCCUGAGGUACACCUGCACCCUGGAAUUCUGGUUCUGGGUCAAUGGAGAAGAGUCCUGCUACCACAACUGGGCCAAGGGGGAGGGCUACAACACCAGCAAGGAGCAGUGUGGGAACACGGGGGCCAUUCAGAGAGACGGGGGACAGUGGGUCGGCAAGGCUGAGACUGAGAGAUUCAACUUCAUCUGCAGCAAAAGUCAUGAUUACUAGGACCAGACCCUGCUCUGUAGACCAGCUGAACCCUACAGUCCAACACAUUGUUCCAGACCCUGCUGUGUAGACCAGCUGAACCCUACAGUCCAGAAUGUUCCAGACCCUGUUCUGUAGACCAGCUGAACCCUACAGUCCAGAAUGUUCCAGACCCUGCUCUGCAGACCAGCUGAAAACUACAGUCCAGAAUGUUCCAGAUAUACUCAGAUUUACAUCAUACAAGGUGAUGGAUACUCAUUAUUUUUUAAAUAUAUGUGUAUUUAUUUACAGAGAACUCCAGAAGUUUUGGGACAGUGACAAAUGUUUAGUUGUUUUGGCUCUGUACUCCAGCACUUUGGAUUUGAAAUGAUUCAGCUGUGAGUUUGAAGUGCAGACUGUCAGCUUUAAUUUGAGGGUUUUUCAUCCAUACUGAGUGUACCGUUACAGCUCUUACAGAACUUUUUGUACAUAGUCCCUCCCAUUUUAGGGGACCAAACGUAUCGAGACAAAUUUACUUACAGUAUGUGUGUAAUAAUGUAGUCAAAAGGUCAGUAUUUGGUCCCAUAUUCAUAGCACGCAAUUUUUACAUCUGGCUUGUGACUUUACAAACCUGUUGGAUGCAUUAGCUGUUUGUUUUGGUUGUUUCAGAUUAUUUUGUGCCCAAUGGAAAUGAAUAGUAAAUAAUGUACAGUGUCAUUGUGGAGUCACUUUUAUUGUAAAUAAGAAUAUAAUAUGUUUGUUUCGAAACACUUCUACAUUAAUGUGGAUGCAAACAUUAUUAUGGAAAUUCAAGAAUAAUGGUGAGCGAGAAAGUUACAGACACACAAAAUUACUGACUGUCUGCAAUUUAACCUCAUAGACAUUGUAUUAUUUAAGAUCCAAAGUGCUGGAGUACAGAGCCAGAAGAACACACAUAGUGUCACUGUCCCAAUACUGUUGGAGCUCACUGGAAAUAAAACAUAGAGCUACAUAGAGCUCACUGGAAAUAAAACAUAGAGCUACAUAGAGCUCACUGGAAAUAAAACAUAGAGCUACAUAGAGCUCACUGGAAAUAAAACAUAGAGCUUCAUAGAGCUCACUGGAAAUAAAUUAUAGAGCUACAUAGAGCUCACUGGAAAUAAAACAUGGAGCUACAUAGAGCUCAAAGGAAAUACAACAUAGACCUACAUAGAGCUAACUGGAAAUGAAACAUAGACAUUCAUAGAUCUCACUAGAAAUAAAACAUAGAGCUUCAUUGAGCUCAGUAGAAAUAAAACAGAGCUACAUAGAGCUCACUGGAAGUAAAACAUAGAGCUAUGUAGAGCUCACUGGAAAAAACAUAGAGCUACAUAGAGCUCACUGGAAAUAAAACAUAGAGCUAUGUAGAGCUCACUGGAAAUAAAACAUAGAGCUACAUAGUGCUCACUAGAUUAUUGUGACAUGUUUUCAAUAUUUGUAUAUUAUAACAUGUGAAUUGAUUAUUAUUAUAUUGUGCUGUUGUUUUAUUACUGGUUGGUAACAAACCUACUUUAAUGUAGAAAAUAACUAGACUAACCUCUACCCUGCAAAUUGACUCGGUACAGGUACCCCCUGUAUAUAGCCUCGUAAUUGUUAUUUUUAUUGUGUUACUUUUUAUUUUACUAUUUUUGCUUUAGUUUAUUUAGUAUCUUUUUCCUUAACUCUAUCUUGAACUGAUAUUUGAUAUUAUAUAAGGAGAUGGAUACAGGAUUUUAUAAUAACAUAUUUUAUAUUAUACUCUUGUAAUGUAAUAAUAUCAUACCAUACUGUUGUUUCCAUAUUUACUUGCUAUACUUGUUGAUGUUAAUGAACGUUAAUGAAUGUUAAAGGUUAGCCUUUAGUUGUUCUCAAUAUUCAGUAGUUUUAUUUAUUUUCUAUUACAACUUCCUUUAACUGUUUCCAGAGUAUAUUUCACUUAUUCAUUGUUUUAUCUAGACCAUUAAUUGCAUUCCAUUAUAGAAAUAUUUUACGUUUUUUUUAGUUGUUUUAAAUAUAUUGUACCAGCAGUCAUUUUUCUAUGAUACUAGUGUGUACCAUUUAAAUGACUGUAUCUGUUCUGGUGCUGGUGGUGGAGUCUUCAUUUAAAGGGGCAAUCUGUGACGGGGGCAUCUGUUUUAAAAAUUUUAAUUAAUGAAAUGUACCCAUUAAUUCUUGAAGUAUAUGACUCAUAAAUGCCUCAUGAGCUUAAUUCAGCUGUCAUGUCCCAUCAGAACCCAACAUAUAAAUGUGUUUUAUUCCAUUGUUUGUAAACAAUGUAAUUGUAAACAAACACUGUUUAGCCUCAAAACAUAGUUUAAAUGAUAAUGUUAAUAUCAUGGGUGGUCAUCCUGUAUAGUGUCAGAAAAAUAGUUUAAACUAUAAUGUUAAUAUCAUGGAUGGUCAUCCUGUUUAGUCUCAGAAACAUAGUUUAAACUAUAAUGUUAAUAUCAUGGAUGGUCAUCCUGUUUAGUCUCAGAAACAUAGUUUAAACUAUAAUGUUAAUAUCAUGGGUGGUCAUCCAGUAUAGUCUCAGAAACAUAGUUUAAACUGUAAUGUUGAUAUCAUAGAUGGUCUGUCCUUUUGUAUUUUGUUCUGUCUAUUAAUGUCUAUCUCCAUCCUAAAGAUUUUCCCAAAACAGUGGUGGGGUUUACACUUUGUUAUUGGUUGAACUGCAGAUUGCCCCUUUAACUAUUUGACUAUGGUACAUUCAUCCUGUACGCAGUAAAAAAAAAAAUAAUAAUAAAGUUAUGAA